CUAACACUAAGGAUGCUGAUAUGUCCGAUGAGCACCGUGAAUCACUGAAUAUUUCUCUCAAUUUGAUAAUAAAUUUGUAAAGAGCCUACGGUUGCAAAGAGACUGGUUUGAAGAAGUGGAUAAUCUCACACUGAAGAAAUAAAGUAGAAUUGAACUUGCAUUGACCAAAAACAAAAUGUGCCCUUUGAGAGUGUUGCGCACCAGCUCCAAACCCUAUCUCCUCAAUUUCAUCACUCAUCAAUACCAGUACCACGCCCGUAGAAAUCUCAUUCUCCAAUCUUCCGCUUCUGAACUCGUCAAGCUUCGCAAACUCACUGGCCCUUAUUCCGGGAUUGUUGAAAUUAGCUUGGACAGGCCUGAAGCCAAGAAUGCGAUAGGGACAGAGAUGAUACGAGGACUAAGGCAUGCGUUUGAGUUGAUUAAUCAGAAUUCUUACGCUAAUGUUGCUAUGAUCUGCAGUUCAGUACCUAAAGUAUUUUGUGCUGGGGCUGAUUUAAAGGAGCGCGUGGACAUGAGUGAAUCAGAGACCAAGAUUUUUGUGAAUUCUCUUCGGUCCACAUUCUCAUUUCUUGAGGCUGUUCGUAUACCAACUAUUGCUAUUAUUGAAGGUGUAGCUCUUGGUGGUGGACUUGAAAUGGCUUUGGCAUGUGAUAUUCGGAUAUGUGGAGACAGGGCUAUUAUGGGUUUUCCAGAGACAACACUUGCAAUAAUCCCUGGGGCUGGUGGAACACAGCGACUACCCAGAUUAGUUGGAAAAGCAGUUGCAAAGGAUUUUAUAUUUACUGGUCGAAGGAUUGAGGGUGAAGAGGCACUAUCAGUGGGUCUUGUCAAUUACUGUGUUCCUGAUGGUGAAGCUUAUUCAAAGGCACUUACAAUUGCUCGGGAUAUCAAUCUGAAGGGUCCUGUAGCUGUAAGGAUGGCUAAAAGAGCAAUUAAUGAGGGAGUUGAGACUGAUCUAACUUCGGCUUUGGCUUUGGAAGAAGAUUGCUAUGAUCAGGUGUUGAGUACUAAAGAUCGACGAGAAGGCUUAGCUGCGUUUGCUGAGAAGCGGAAACCAAUUUAUAUUGGUGAGUGAAAGGAGUGGUUUUCUGCUGAUUGGGUCUUUAUGUUGCUAGAGAGGAAGUCUAUCAUGUAGGUUUGAGUCAUCUAGAGCCUGGAGUCAAUUUCCUAGAUGAGGAAGUUUCAUUACAAUUUGCUGGGGACAGUUUCUUCCCCUUUGAGUACAGUCAUAUUCCUGAAGCUGAAAUGUGUCUAAAAUCAUGCUCCUUGAGACACCAGCUUUGAGCUUUCUUUCAUAAUUUUUAUUAUUGCUGUAUUUGGAUGCUUUCCAGCAAUAAACUAAUCUGUUUGGAAUCUUGGGUUAUCAACUUUUGGUGCUUCAGUGUAAAUAAUAAAAUCCAUUUGGAUAACAAAGCAACCCUUAAGAACCAGUAUAUUACUGUUCAA
This is a messenger RNA of Cajanus cajan (pigeon pea), 1446 nucleotides long. Its product is annotated as ATP-dependent caseinolytic (Clp) protease/crotonase family protein. Gene Ontology annotation, molecular function: catalytic activity. Lineage: Eukaryota; Viridiplantae; Streptophyta; Magnoliopsida; Fabales; Fabaceae. Gene Ontology annotation, biological process: fatty acid beta-oxidation. The record is from RefSeq and is a predicted model, not a curated record. Gene Ontology annotation, cellular component: mitochondrion.